AUGCAUAGAUCCCAGUAUAAGCCAUUGAAUAACUUAAAACGACGAAACGACAUUGUAGUAAAGCAAGCUGACAAAUGUCAAGGCAUUGUUGUAAUGUCAAGAGAAGUGUAUGAAGCUAAAGCAUAUGCAUUAUUAGAAGAUAAAGAGAGCUAUGAGGAACUUUCUAAGAAUCCAAUGUGGACAACAUACGAAACUAUCCGAGAUGAAAUCAAAGAUUUGAUAAAAACAGGGAAUAUCCCAAAAGAAUAUGUUUCAAGAAUCCGAUUGAGAGGUAGAACGAAACUACCGAUGUUCUGUAUUUUACCUAAGGUGCAUAAAAAGCUAUAUCCAGGAAAACCAAUUGUUUCAGGGAUCGGCCACUCAACAGAAAAACCAUCAAAAUUCCUGGAUUUAGUAUUGAAACCACUUGUUCAAAAAUCAUCAGAGAAAAGUUCCAUAUGUCAUUUUAUCAUAUUCUUGAUAGCACAACACGCUUGA
Messenger RNA from Didymodactylos carnosus, 477 nucleotides. Lineage: Eukaryota; Metazoa; Rotifera; Eurotatoria; Philodinida; Philodinidae. The record is from the annotation of a GenBank genome assembly.